CCGUGCCAGUUCAUAUGAUAACUGUUGGUGUUGCUGACUGUCUGUGUUCCGUUCAGGACCUGGUCUUCUUGUCACACCGCAGUAACUAGUACUUUUAAUGGUGAUAUCGUGUUAAUUUAACUUUCAACAUUGCUUCUUCAGCGAAAAGGAUAAACUAAAAGAUGGCUGUUGCUGUCAGGGCAUUUUCAAAAUUUACAGUUAGAAACUGUAGUAGUUUAUUGCGGUCCCAAGUGAGAUUUAAUUACACAGAAACUAGGAAAAAUUUAAAAAUUGAUGCAAAUACCAAAGUAAUAUGUCAAGGUUUUACUGGAAAACAAGGAACUUUUCAUUGUCAACAAGCCCUGGAUUAUGGUACAAAAAUAGUAGGUGGAGUUAAUCCUAAAAAGGCAGGCUCAGAGCAUCUUGGAAAACCAGUAUUUAAGUCAGUUAAGGAGGCAAAAGAUGCAACUGGAGCAACUGCAACAGUCAUUUAUGUUCCUCCUCCAGGUGCAGCAGCAGCCAUCAUGGAAGCUGUGGAUGCUGAAAUGCCAUUAAUUGUUUGUAUUACAGAAGGUAUACCUCAGCAUGACAUGGUCAAAGUGAAAAGGCGUUUACUUGAACAGAAUAAGUCACGUUUAAUUGGCCCAAAUUGCCCUGGAAUAAUAGCACCUGAACAGUGUAAAAUUGGCAUUAUGCCUGGUCACAUACAUCAAAAAGGAAAGAUUGGUAUUGUCUCAAGAUCAGGAACUUUAACUUACGAGGCUGUGAAUCAAACAACACUUGCUGGACUUGGGCAAACGUUAUGUGUUGGCAUUGGUGGCGACCCAUUUAAUGGUACUGAUUUUAUCGACUGUCUGGAUAUAUUUCUUACGGAUCCAGAAUGCGAUGGCAUAAUUAUGAUAGGAGAGAUCGGUGGUAGUGCGGAAGAAUUGGCAGCGGAAUAUCUCAUCGAGAAUAAUUCUGGUGGAAAAGCUAAACCUGUAGUGUCAUUUAUUGCUGGUCUAACUGCACCACCUGGUCGAAGAAUGGGCCAUGCUGGUGCUAUAAUCUCCGGAGGGAAGGGUGGCGCGCAAGAUAAAAUUAACGCACUCGAAAAAGCUGGUGUGAUAGUAACGAGGAGUCCUGCGCAAAUGGGUAAUGAGCUUCUGAAGGUAAUGACACGGCUGGGCUUGAUUAAUUGAAACAUACGUUGCCACGAUUCCGUGUAGUCUCUUUCGUGUCUGUGUAUCUUCAUGAAAUAAAUUGAAAGUAUAAGUCAUGCAACAAAAUGACUUACAGAACAGAAGUAGCAUAACACAUUGAAACACGAAAAUUUUAAUCACUAAUAUAUUGACUGUUUUUAUGAGACAUCAAUCAAUGCUAUUAUCGAAGAUUACAAUUAAUAUGUGGAAGAUGGCUUAUAUUUUUUGAAGAACUGGGUUUAUCUUAAACAAACAUCAUUUGCAAUACUUUCACAGAAUCAGUUAUUAUGUUAAUAAUGACAGAUUUCCAAUGAUAAUUUAUGAAUUAUCCAAAGAAAUGUCAACUGCCACUAACCUGUCGUUAAGACAAAGUUAUAAAUUUUUCUAUGGUAUUAUAGUUUUAAACAGUAAUUCAAACACAUAAUGUACUAUUAUUGUAAAUCAAGCAUAUAUAUUAUAAUUAACAUGAAAUUCUAUGGAAUAUAUAUAUAUCCUGAUUGUAAAACAUGUUAAAAAUUGAAAUAUAUAAAUAUUGCUGCUUGUUCCCACACAA
Odontomachus brunneus is the source of this 1713-nucleotide messenger RNA. It is a transcript of the gene Scsalpha1, whose product is annotated as succinate--CoA ligase [ADP/GDP-forming] subunit alpha, mitochondrial. The transcript has 7 exons. Gene Ontology annotation, biological process: tricarboxylic acid cycle. Gene Ontology annotation, molecular function: succinate-CoA ligase (ADP-forming) activity; succinate-CoA ligase (GDP-forming) activity. Bases 162 to 1160 code for a protein of 332 amino acids. Gene Ontology annotation, cellular component: mitochondrion; succinate-CoA ligase complex (ADP-forming). The record is from RefSeq and is a predicted model, not a curated record. Lineage: Eukaryota; Metazoa; Arthropoda; Insecta; Hymenoptera; Formicidae.